Punica granatum (pomegranate) is the source of this 1658-nucleotide messenger RNA. Lineage: Eukaryota; Viridiplantae; Streptophyta; Magnoliopsida; Myrtales; Lythraceae. The record is from RefSeq and is a predicted model, not a curated record.
AUGUUUGCUUCGUUCAUGGCGCUUUAUUUGGCUACGCUUCACCUGAAGCCUCCUCCCCCCUUUCUCAGUUCGCAUUCCUUUUCUGGCCACUUUUCCUUCACCUUUCACCCGGAAUUCCUGAAGAAGCCGCAUACUCGUACAGUACGAGCAUUACGAGAAUGGCAAGAGUACGAAGAGGCCUUGAAGGCCAAGGAUCUUGGAAGGGCUCUGAGGUUCUUGAAGUCUACAGAGAGCUCGUCGAUUCAGCCCUUGGAUGAUUCUUCCCAGUCUCCAUUUGAGGACUUGGGUCUGUACAGCGGUAAGGAUGUGAGGGAUUGGGAGGUCUUGGAUGCAUGUUUGAAUGCAGAUGACAUGAAACUCGUCGCAAGUGCCUACUCUUUUCUCAAAGAGAAGGGUUUCCUUCCCAAUUUCGGCAGAUUCAGAAACAUAGUUCUCGAGGGACCUAGAGAGGUUACACCAACAGUGUUAAAAUCGUCCACUGGGUUAGACGUUUCUAGGUUUUCUCCAAAAAAGUGGGGCCUCUCUGGGAGCUCUGCUGCGGUCUUGGCUGCAUUUCUCGGCGGAGUAUCAUUUCUUCUAUCUCAAGGGAUCGACAUCAGACCAAACCUCGCUGCCGUACUAGGUCUAGCCUUCCUGGAUUCGGUCUUCCUCGGUGGUUGUUGUUUUGCCCAGAUAUCUAGUUAUUGGCCCCCACUUAGGCGACGAAUCUUGGUUCAUGAAGCAGGGCAUCUUGUAGCAGCAUACCUCAUGGGUUGCCCUAUUCGUGGUGUAAUUCUAGAUCCAAUAGUCGCAAUGCAAAUGGGCAUCCAGGGGCAGGCAGGAACACAGUUUUGGGAUGAGAAAAUGGAUAAAGAGCUCGCCGAAGGACGGCUCAGUGGCACGGCCUUCGAUAGGUACUGCAUGGUGUUAUUUGCUGGCAUUGCAGCUGAAGCCCUCAUUUACGGUGAGGCCGAGGGUGGAGAGAACGAUGAGAACCUGUUCCGGAGCAUAUGUGUUCUGUUGGAUCCCCCUCUCUCAAUAGCACAGAUGUCGAAUCAGGCGAGGUGGUCAGUUCUACAGUCGUAUAACCUGCUCAAGUGGCACAAGCUUGCUCAUCAGGCUGCUGUGAAAGCUCUUGAGAGUGGGAGUAGUCUCAGCACAGUUAUCCAGCAAAUUGAGGAAUCCAUGUCUUCCCAAAGAUGAAACUAAAUAAGUUCGCGGGCGUCUUCUUGUUCAUAACUCUUGGUAUGUCCGAUAGUCACGAGGAAUCAAUUUUACAGUUGAAGCGCUUAUCAGAUAAUGCUUGGGACAACCAAUAGGGCACUGCUCAAAGGAUUCAAGGUUUAAAUCAAGUCCCCGUCAUGUGAGCCAUCUUCAUAUAGGGCAGGGGUUGCGACCACAUGAAUUAGUUGCACAUAUGUAGUUACCGAUUUCUUCCCGCCCAAACCCGGGCAAGGUAACGUAGCUUGGCCUCGACGGGAAUCGAACCUUCUAUUUCUUUUCUUGUCCUACAUAUAUGGGGACAACUGUUGGAGCUGUGGGCCGACUGCCCAGGCCCAGAAAGGAGAUCUUGGUUUGCUGUCCAUUGUUAAAAAUUAUUGUGUUCUUGAAACACUUCAAGCUGUAUUUAAAAGUAAUAUUGAUAAUUAAUUUAUAUAUACUAGUAAAUUACGGGCAUA